UGCGUUGUGAUCGCCACAGACAACUUGAUCAUCAAUCUUGGGACAACUUAUUCCGUGACGACAUCCGUUUCUUGUUAUAGACUGCUUAUCAUAACUUCGUCUUAAUUUUCGGCGACUUUUCUAUACAGUCAACGCGUAUGACGUGCAGCAAAAUGAUUUAUUGAAGUGAUAUUAUCACUGUUUUUGGUUCACAUUUCUUCGACAAUAAUCGGAUAUUUAUUUUCGAUUUAUUCAACGGAUCUAACGGCCGAAUUGAUUACCGCUGUGUUUCAUGAAGGCAAGCAUUGCAAUGUAAGCAGAUCAUUGAUAACGCGUUGAAAAGCAAGCUUCGCCAAAAUGAUCUUCGGAAUGCACUUGAAUAUUAUUUGACUAUUCAGAGAUGCCAUGUUUUAUAUUCCCAGUAUUCACUACAAAUGAUACGAACAGUGAUGUUGCAGAGAUCGGAUUAGAUUAACAUUAAAAAAGAUGAACCUUGGGUUUCUGAUUAUCAUCGUACUUAAUAUCUCAGCUCUGCUCCAUACUGAAAUGGUAAAUGGUACUCCUACAGAAAACAGAAUCAGACCGUGGAGCCCCAAGUUCAGUGGGAAGAAUUAUCGCGGGAGACGCUCCGGGAGCGACAGCGGUAGUAGCAGUAGUGGUAGCAAAAGUGGUAACAAUGUAUCAUCUGAAGAGCGUUUUGAAGGGAGACGACCCGAGAGCGACAGCCGUAGUAGCAGUAGUGGUAGCGGAAGUGGUAACAGUGACUCAUCUGAAGAGCGUUUCAAAGGGAAAUCUCCUCGACCGACCCCGCCUACCACACCUACCAUAACAGUGGCAACAUUACCUACAAUUACGCCCCUUAGACCCUCAACGGUUGGGACUACUCUUAGGACAACGAGAAGAACAACACAAGUUGUUCCAUCAACAAGAGUAACAACAACGAUAUCCACGACACCACCACCAACAACAACAUUCGCAUCUACUACCGCGAAUCCGACAACGCCCACGACACGAACUUCACCUACAACUUCUACAACAGCUACUACUCCUACGAUUGUCACCACCCCUACCAUUCCCACAACGCCUACAACGCCCACCAAUCCUACUACACCUACCACUCCAACUACGCCGACAACUCCGACAAACCCUACCACUCCGAUGACGCCCACAACACCUACGACUCCCACCACUCCUACUACAUCUACCACUCCUACAACACCUACCACUCCUACCACACCUACCACUCCUACGACACCAACAACACCUACCACUCCUACAACACCUACGACGCCCACAACACCUACCACUCCUACAACACCUACGACACCAACAACACCUACCACUCCUACAACACCUACGACACCAACAACACCUACCACUCCUACAACACCUACGACACCAACAACACCUACCACUCCUACAACACCUACGACACCAACAACACCUACCACUCCUACAACACCUACGACACCAACAACACCAACCACUCCUACAUCGCCUACAACUCCAAGAAGUACUACAAGGUGUACAAGAGGAGAUGUCUGCCCAGGGGAAUAA
Strongylocentrotus purpuratus (purple sea urchin) is the source of this 1536-nucleotide messenger RNA. RefSeq names its product integumentary mucin A.1-like. The coding region runs from base 466 to 1536 and encodes 356 amino acids. The transcript is spliced from 3 exons. The record is from RefSeq and is a predicted model, not a curated record. NCBI's taxonomy places the organism in Eukaryota, Metazoa, Echinodermata, Echinoidea, Camarodonta, Strongylocentrotidae.